UCCGUGAGCGCCUCCGAUCCCGAUCUCGGCAAGAACGCGCUGCUCAGGUACGCGGUGGUCCAGGCCAACAGCAGUUUCACCGUCGACCCCGACACAGGCGAGAUUGCGACGAAGGAACCGCUGGAUCGGGAAACGAAAGGGGUGCACGAGCUCGUCCUCGAGGCCAGGGAUCAAGGGACUCCGUCGAGAGCGGCCAGGGUGCCUCUCAAGAUCACGGUCCUCGACGUGAACGACAACUCGCCCGAAAUCGUGGACCCUCAAGGGGACGUGGUCAGCGUGAGGGAGGAACAGCCACCGGGGACCGAAGUGGCGAGGGUCAGGGCUUUGGACACCGAUCUCGGCGAGAACGCAUCCGUCACUUACACUAUCCUCAAAGAUCGAGACUCGGACGGGUACAACGUGUUCACCAUUGACCCGAUCACGGGGAUGAUCAGGACGAAGGCGGUCCUGGAUCACGAGGAACGGAACGUGUACCGGGUGUCGGUGAAGGCGACGGACGCGGGGCGACCACCCCGCCACAGCAUACGCGCGCUGAGAGUGGAGGUUUUAGCGCUCGCGGAANGGCCGACCUUCACCAGUAGCAGCCUUACCUUUAACGUGCGGGAGGACGCGAGCAUAGGCCAAGCGGUGGGCUCGGUGUCGGGGGCGGGUCCCGCUGGCCGCGUGGCCUUCACCUUGGACUCUCUCACGCCCGUCAGCGAAUUCCCAGCGUUCGACGUGGACCGAAGCUCGGGCCAGCUGGUGGUGGCCCACUCCCUCGACCGCGAGAACGUGAGCGAGUAUCACCUGGAGAUCCGCGCGUUGGACACGACCUCGAUCGGCAAUCCCCAGAGCAUCGCCGUCUCGGUGAAGAUCGCGAUCGAGGACAGAAUAGAGAGUGAGAGUUCGAAGAUGUUCCCGUUUCUUAGACAUAUCAGUGCAGGAAAACUAUGUCUAGGAGUAGAGAAAUCGGUUCGCAGCCCUUUGGACCGCGAACGGCAGAGUUCGUACAAGUUCGUGGUGGUGGCGACGGACAGCGGCAAGUACGACGCGAGGAGCAGCAGGAUCCCCGUGGAGAUACGUGUGAGCGACGUGAACGACAACGCGCCGGUGUUCGAGGAGUAUCCUUUCCGUGCCCGGGUGUCGAUCGGCACUCAGCCGGAGAAGAACAUCGUGCGCGUGGUGGCGACCGACAUCGACGAGGGAUCGAACGGCGAGAUCGUGUACUCGUUCCUUCACGAGCAGGAGAAGCCGAAAUUCAGGAUACACCCGAGCACCGGGGCCGUGACCGCGGCCCUGUCCCUCUCCCAGGACAACGGCAAGACGUACCACUUGGAGGUGGUGGCCAGGGACAAGGGGAACCCGCCGAGGAGCGCCCGGGGGUUGAUCGAGUUGCGGGUGGGGGACCUGGCCGACUUGGCGCCGGUGUUGAAGUUUCAGAACGAGACGUACGAGGUGGUGGUUGCGGAGAACUGCGCGGCCGGGACCGAGGUGAUCCGAGUGACGGCCGUGCGAUCGGACGGGAGGAGGCAGCGCUCGAGGGAGAAGCCUAGGGAGAGUUCGAAGCACGUGUUGACGGUCGCCGCGAGGACCAGCGGCCCCGACCCUCUCGAAGCGUACGUCAAGUUGGUGGUCAAGGUGUCGGACGUGAACGACAAUCCGCCCAUUUUCACCCAAACCCAGUACUCGGCCACCGUUCUGGAGGGGAACGUGAAAGGGGACUUUGUCGUCAAGCUUUCGGCGAGCGACGCGGAUCAAGGGAUGAACGGUAGAAUUCUGUAUCAUAUCGUGGACGGGAAUCCGGACAACGCGUUCACCAUAAGCCCACCUUACAGCGGAAUAGUUCGGACCAACAUCGUGCUGGAUCGGGAGAUUCGGGAAAAGUACAGGCUGACGAUAAUCGCGACGGAUCAAGGGAAUCCCCAGUUGACCGGGACGGCUGCGCUCAGCGUCAGGGUGAUCGACAUCAACGACAAUCAACCGACGUUUCCGGAGCACAGUAUCAUCUCCGUUUCGGAAGGUACGGCGGUUGGAACCGUGUUGACCACGAUCACGGCCAACGACGUGGACAGUUCCCCGGCCUUGACCUAUCGAUUCGGCAACGCGACCGACCCAGACCUUUUUUCACCGUUUUCUCGCCUCUUUCGCUCUCUCUCCCCAUCCACGUUCUUUUUUCCGCUUCUUUCAGAGGGACGAGGAGGAGAGUUGCAAGAGAUCGCGACGGUGAACGCGACCGACGACGAUCUCACGGAGGACAACAGUCGGGUGCGAUACCAUCUGCUGAGAGCUACCAAAGGUUUCUCGGUGCAUCCCGUGACCGGUGUUGUGACGGUUAAUCGCACCGCGAUACCGAGGCCGUUGCCCAAAGAGGUGGAGUUGGCGAUCGUGGCCGAGGAUUACGGGAAACCGCCCGCGUCGUCCGUGUGCACGGUCGUCGUGCGAUUGACCAGUUUGAAGAGCAGCAACUCGCCCGGCAAAGAGUACAAGAUCACCGCCAAGGAGAACACUUGGAGGGGGACCACGCUGAUGAGGUUGUCCGACGUGGACCUUUUGGACGGUGCGAUCGUGGCCGGGGACGACGGUGGAACGUUCGAGGUGUCGAGAGGAAGGUUGAUCCUGUCCAAGCCGUUGGACAGGGAGACGAGAGACAGAUACGUUUUGCGAUUAGGGUCGAGGAACGAGAACGCGACGACCGGAUCCCUGGUGGGGGACGAGCCCGUUACGGUGAUCGUGACCGUGGAGGACGCGAACGACAAUUACCCCCGUUUCUCGGAGGACGUGCACCAGGUGUCGAUCAAGGAGAACGCGGCACGGGGGGCAACGGUGGCCGUGUUGCGCGCCAAGGACGACGAUCUCGCGGGGACCGCGGCCACAGCAGUGCCGUAA
Messenger RNA from Apis dorsata (giant honeybee), 2865 nucleotides. RefSeq names its product protein dachsous-like. The record is from RefSeq and is a predicted model, not a curated record. Gene Ontology annotation, biological process: homophilic cell-cell adhesion. Lineage: Eukaryota; Metazoa; Arthropoda; Insecta; Hymenoptera; Apidae. Gene Ontology annotation, cellular component: plasma membrane. Gene Ontology annotation, molecular function: calcium ion binding.